CUAGUAACAUUAAGUAAUACCGUAAGCUGCCUGUGGGAAUUAUACAGGUGUUUCAAAAUGUUCCAUCUCCCUCAAUUGAUUGUAGCAGGUGAUAUGCCUUGUCAGUGUGUCAAGAAGUGGCUGCUUGGGUUAAUGAUUGCCAAGCUCCUCUAGGUCCUCGUCGGCUACACUCAUUGUGCCUCAGCCUGCCCUCAUCAUGCUUCCAGUUGUGGUGUUCCUACUGCCCCUUUUAUGGUUCAGUACUGCCCAGAAGUCUGAGCCACUCAGUGACCCUAGUUCCCAACCUUUGUUCCGUGGUUCAGACCGUUAUGACUUUGCUGUCCUGCUGGGCCCUGGAGGAACCGAAUGCUUUUGGCAUUUUGCUCAUCAGGAUGGCUACUUCUACUAUGGGUAUGAGGUUCAGUGGACAUCAGGAAUAAUGCAGAACAGGCAUGUUACUGCCUCCGCUUUUACUCCAGAAGGCUUCCAGAUUGAGCAAUCACACGACGCUCGUGGUCAAAUUAACUUUAAAACAAAGGAGACUGGGUUUUAUCAGAUUUGUUUGAACAACUGGCAAAAUAGUUUUGGUCAAGCACAGGUCUACCUAAAUUUUGGAGUUUUUUAUGAUGGUGUUGGGCCGGAACAUGUGGAAGUCCAAAAACAAAAGUUAAAUGACACCCUGGUGACUAUUGAGGAAAGCGCACAGACCGUUCAGAACCGGGUUCUUCAUAUGUGGCGAUAUUACAACUUUGCAAGAAUGAGGAAAGGGUCUGAUUACUACAUCCUCUUAUCAAAUUAUCACUAUGUGAACUGGUGGUCUGCUGUGCAAAGUCUGCUAAUUGUGGCCUCAGGAGUCCUGCAGCUUUACUUUCUGAAACGUCUCUUUAAUGUGAAAACAACAACAGACACACAAAAACCCCGAUGUUAAGUUAACACAAACAUCAGUCUCAAAUUGUGUCUUGAAGAUUAUUUUACAGUCAGUCACUAAAAAUUAGUCAGUCUGUAUUUUGUUCAUAUAAAAAUUAUACAAGCACACAAGAUUCUCAAACAGAUCAUCUAGACAGGCCAAAUGGAUGUCACUGCUGUGUCCUGAUUGGGCUCAUUUUGAUUGUUGCAUACCAUUUAUCUGAUAAAUCUGCCUCUUCUACCCCAGAGCCUGAACUGAUUAUUGCCAAUGAAAUGUGAGUGUUGUUGAAAGUUAUAGUUAAUAUAUGUUUGGGCCAUAUAGGUCAUCUAAUAGACAACUUUCUUGUUGAAAUAAAACUGUACAAAAA
This is a messenger RNA of Xenopus laevis (African clawed frog), 1253 nucleotides long. RefSeq names its product transmembrane p24 trafficking protein 6 L homeolog (gene tmed6.L). The coding region runs from base 197 to 907 and encodes 236 amino acids. Gene Ontology annotation, cellular component: membrane; endoplasmic reticulum membrane; cytoplasm. NCBI's taxonomy places the organism in Eukaryota, Metazoa, Chordata, Amphibia, Anura, Pipidae. The record is from RefSeq and is a predicted model, not a curated record. The transcript has 4 exons.